Molecule: messenger RNA, 1149 nt
Organism: Aspergillus campestris IBT 28561
Lineage: Eukaryota; Fungi; Ascomycota; Eurotiomycetes; Eurotiales; Aspergillaceae
Product: glycoside hydrolase 5 family protein
Exons: 3
Coding region: 1-1149 (382 amino acids)
Molecular function (GO): hydrolase activity, hydrolyzing O-glycosyl compounds
Source: RefSeq, a predicted model, not a curated record
AUGACGGCCCUGGCGACCGCGCAGCUGGCUUCUGCGCUGCCGCGGGGUCCCUCCCACCACCGACGCGCCACUGGUGGCGCGCCCUCCACGGACGGCGUCAAGUUCUCCCUUAACGGCGCAACGGACUACUUCGCUGGCUCGAACGCCUACUGGCUCGGAUUCCAGCAGGAUCCCGCCGACGUCGACCUGGUGUUCGACCACCUGAAGGAGUCCGGGCUCAAGGUGCUCCGCGUGUGGGGCUUCAACGACGUCAACGAGAAGCCCGGCGAAGGCGAGGCCUGGUUCCAGCUUCACGCGGACGGCACCUCCAAGAUCAACACGGGCGCCGACGGCCUGGAGCGUCUUGACACCGUAGUCGCCUCCGCUGAGAAGCACGGCAUCAAGCUGAUCAUCCCCUUCAUCAACUACUGGACCGACUACGGCGGAAUGGCCGCCUACGCCAAGGCCUACGGUGGCAGCACCAGCGAGGACUUCUACGGCAACGAGAAGGCCCAAGCCGCGUACAAGACGUACAUCAAGGCUGUCGUCAGCCGCUACAGCAACUCCAGCGGAAUCUUCGCGUGGGAGCUCGCCAAUGAGCCCCGCUGCAAGCAGUGCGAGACCUCCGUCCUGACCGGCUGGAUCACCGAAACCAGCAAGUACAUCAAGAGCCUGGACUCGCAGCACAUGGUUGCUAUUGGUGAUGAGGGCUUCGGUCUCAAGACCCAAUCCGACGGCUCCUACCCCUUCGGCUUCGACGAGGGCUCCGACUUCGCGAAGAACCUGGCUAUUGACACCAUCGACUUUGGCACCUUCCACCUGUAUCCUGAUUCCUGGGGCACCGACAACGAGUGGGGCAACCUGUGGAUCAAGGCCCACGGCGCCGCCUGUAUGGCCGCGAACAAGCCGUGCCUAUUCGAAGAGUACGGCGCGACCUCGGACCAGUGCACGAUCGAGAAGCCGUGGCAGCAGACUGCGCUGAAGACGGAGGGCCUCUCGGGCGAUCUCUUCUGGCAAUUCGGUGACAAGCUCUCGUCGGGCCAGUCCCCUGACGAUCAGAACACGCUGUACUUCGGCUCAGAGGAGUACGAGUGUCUGGUUACCGACCAUGUGAAGGAGAUCGGAGCGAAGUCGUUGGCCAAGCGCUUUCCCCACAUCCGCCAUGAGUAG